AUGGACAUACAAUCGACAGCACCCGCAGCAUCCGUAGGAACACACCAUCCACUUUCAUCCACAUGGGUAUUCUGGUUCAUGCACCGACUGCCCAAAGCCAAAAUCAAGGAUUACGAAGGCAGCAUGAAACGCAUCGCGUCUUUUUCAACGGUUGAAGAAUUCUGGGCAGUAUACAGUCAUCUACGUCGACCAAGCGAUUUGCCUACUAUCAGUGAUUAUCAUUUGUUCAAGCAAGGUGUACGUCCAGUAUGGGAGGAUGAUGCCAAUAUCAGGGGUGGUAAAUGGAUUGUGCGAUUGAAGAAAGGUUUAGCAAGCCGUUAUUGGGAACAAUUGUUACUUGCUAUUGUUGGAGAACAAUUUGACGUGGGUGAUGAGAUUUGUGGUGCUGUAUUAUCGAUUCGAAGUUCGGAAGACAUCAUUUCAGUGUGGAAUAAGACGGCUGCCAAUGGUCGGAUCAAUCUCAAAAUAAGGGAUACGAUAAAAAAGAUGCUUAAUCUUCCAGCGGAGACAACAAUGGAAUACAAGACACACAAUGAUUCUCUUAGAGACAAGUCUAGUUUCUGCAAUACGGAUGUAUUUCGAUGA
Messenger RNA from Lichtheimia ornata, 585 nucleotides. RefSeq lists its product as uncharacterized. Gene Ontology annotation, molecular function: translation initiation factor activity; RNA 7-methylguanosine cap binding. The coding region runs from base 1 to 585 and encodes 194 amino acids. The transcript is spliced from 6 exons. Lineage: Eukaryota; Fungi; Mucoromycota; Mucoromycetes; Mucorales; Lichtheimiaceae. The record is from RefSeq and is a predicted model, not a curated record. Gene Ontology annotation, cellular component: eukaryotic translation initiation factor 4F complex; cytoplasm. Gene Ontology annotation, biological process: translational initiation.